AGAUCAUCUUUCAAAGGGGUGAAACUCUUAGGAAUCAUGGAUCAUGUCAAUCACACGUGGACCCAGAAUUUUCUCCUUGCUGGUUUCACCGCCACUGGAACCCUGCGACCUCUUGCUUUCCUGGGGACACUGUGCAUCUAUCUCCUCACCCUGGCAGGGAAUUUGUUCAUCCUUGUCCUGGUUCAGGCAGAUUCGGGACUGUCCACACCCAUGUACUUCUUCAUCCGUGUCCUCUCCUUCUUGGAACUCUGGUAUGUCAGCACCACAGUGCCCACGCUGCUGCAUACCUUGCUCCGUGGGCCUUCACCCAUCUCAUCAGCUGUGUGCUUUGCCCAGCUCUACGUCUUCCAUUCCUUGGGCAUGACUGAGUGCUACCUGUUGGGUGCCAUGGCGCUGGACCGCUACCUUGCCAUCUGUCGCCCACUCCACUACCAUGCACUCAUGAGCAGACAGGUACAGUUAUGGCUAGCAGGGGCCACUUGGGUGGCUGGCUUCUCAGCUGCACUUGUGCCAGCCAGCCUCACAGCCUCUCUGCCCUUCUGUUUAAAAGAGGUGGCUCAUUACUUUUGUGACUUGGCACCACUAACGAGAUUGGUAUGUGUAGACACAAGCUGGCAUAGUCGGGUCCAUGGGGCAGUGAUUGGUGUGACCACUGGGUGCAAUCUUGUGGUCAUUUUAGGAGUGUAUGGGGGUAUCCUGAGAGCUGUGCUGAAGCUGCCCUCAGCUGCCAGCCGUGCCAAGGCCUUUUCCACCUGUUCCUCCCAUAUAACUGUAGUGGUGCUCUUUUAUGCUUCUGCCUUCACAGUUUACGUGGGCUCACCUAGGAGUCGCCCUGAGGGCACAGACAAGUAUAUUGCCUUGGUAUAUGGCCUUCUUACUCCUUUCCUCAAUCCUAUCAUUUAUACCUUUCGCAACAAGGAGGUAAAGGAGGCCAUGAAGAGGGUGAGGGUCAGGAUCAGGGCUAUUUUGAAGAAAUCUUGA
Messenger RNA from Hippopotamus amphibius kiboko, 981 nucleotides. Its product is annotated as olfactory receptor 6N2-like. Gene Ontology annotation, cellular component: membrane. Bases 37 to 981 code for a protein of 314 amino acids. Gene Ontology annotation, molecular function: olfactory receptor activity; G protein-coupled receptor activity. The record is from RefSeq and is a predicted model, not a curated record. The transcript has 2 exons. Lineage: Eukaryota; Metazoa; Chordata; Mammalia; Artiodactyla; Hippopotamidae. Gene Ontology annotation, biological process: G protein-coupled receptor signaling pathway.